Messenger RNA from Salvelinus sp. IW2-2015, 1837 nucleotides. RefSeq names its product probable flap endonuclease 1 homolog. NCBI's taxonomy places the organism in Eukaryota, Metazoa, Chordata, Actinopteri, Salmoniformes, Salmonidae. Gene Ontology annotation, molecular function: 5'-flap endonuclease activity; 5'-3' exonuclease activity; magnesium ion binding. The record is from RefSeq and is a predicted model, not a curated record. Gene Ontology annotation, cellular component: nucleus.
CUAACCCCUAUUGGUAGAUUCGUGUACCAACAACAACGCAGGUUUCCGGGUGCACAGCAUCACCGAAACUGUGUAUCUAAGUUGUUAGCUUUAUAACUAACUGUCAGACAAGCACAAUGGGUAUUACAAAACUGGCAGAUUUGAUUCGUAGCGAUGCACCAGGUGCUAUUUCUUACAAAGAGAUCUGCGACUACACAGGAAAGGUCGUUGCGUUGGACACCUUCAUUGUUCUGAACCAGUUCCGCACUGCAGUACCAAAUCUUCAGUUUCWGGGUCCCUUGACAGGUUUGUUCUUUCGAACGCUAACCUUCCUGGAGCAUGACAUCAAACCAUUGUUUGUGUUCGAUGGGAAGCCUCCUGGCGAGAAAAGMGCUGUGUUGGAGAAGAGGGCACAGGCUGCAGGCUGGAGCUCCCCCAGUCGUUCAGGAGCAGUGUCCCCUCAGACACGGGACUGUCUCCAKCUUCUGAAGCUUAUGGGUGUGCCCAUCAUCCAGGCUCCAGGAGAUGGCGAGGCCCUAUGUGCCCACCUGGUGAAACAGGGCGUAGUAGACGCGGUAGCAUCAGAAGACAUGGACACUCUGCCCUUUGGUGGAAACAUCCUGAUCCGCCAGCUCAAUGCCAAGAAAAACAGCGAAGUCAUUGAGUACUCUCUGCCCAAGCUGCUAGACAUUUUGAAGAUAACACAUGAAGAGUUUGUGGACCUGUGUAUCUUGUUGGGCUGUGACUACUGUGACAAAAUCACAGGCCUUGGACCUAAGAGAGCUCUGACUCUGAUCCAGCAGCACCGGAACAUAGAGAACGUUGUGCUGAACAUCAACAGAAAGACCCACCCUGUCCCASUGUUCUGGCAGUAUCAGGAUGCCCGCAAGCUGUUUUUGGAUGCCCCCCUGACCGAGCUCCCGAACCUGGUCUGGACUGAGCCAGAUGAGGAGGCCCUGGUCCACUUUCUGUGCCACGAGAAACACGUCAAGGAGCAAAGGGUACGAGGUCGAAUGCAGAAGUUCAGUGAGAAGCGUGAACGCCUGAGGAAGGAGAGGGAGGAGGACAAGGCAGCAGGACAGAGCCGACAAACUCGCAUGGAGGACUUCUUCCGUGUUACACGGAAAAGGCAACAGCCGUCGUCUGAAACUGGGGAUUCCAUUGGCACCAAAGAAAAGAGAGUGAGGUCAAAGUGACACUGCCCUCCGACGGAGUCUGGUGGUACUGCAAAUGCAUCCUUACCAACCAGCUGCCUGACAGUUAAAAGGAUGUGCUUGUUCAUGAGGGUCUACCUGAGAAAGGAGCUGUGCAGGUCAACUGAUCCAUACAUUUCUUUAACUUCCUAACGAUUGAGCAUAAACCAAUUCUUAUUAUGUAAAGAUUUGUGACAGCGACUARCUCGGGGUCAUGUUCAUUAGGCACCGCCUUGAAACGGGCCGACUACCUGGGCAUAUCCAAUAAGUAAUGCUCAUAUUCGUUUUCCGUUUUAAAACGUUGUGCCCUAAUGAACAUGACCCAGGCCAACUCCUAGGGAGCGAGUAAACAGGAUGAGCAGAGGCGGAGACUCAUUGGCGAGAACAGUGCAACCACUGUCUGUGGGGCCUUGGCUUGCUUGUUCCCUCAUCCAAAACAGGAGCCGAUUGAUUUCUAUGGAGGGAGGUCAGAUGGGCUCAUGGCUUAUUUGGUGGACACCUGCUACCCUCAACAGUGCCAAAUUUGAGGCAAAUUACUUUCUUAUCUUGAUAAACAUGAUCAUGUCAAAGUAGAUACCAAAAUAUGAUAAUCUCUUGUAUCAGUGUUGUUACACAAGAUGUCAGUAUGAUGGUAUUUACUAUUAAACUUUUAUUCAUCAAUAUAA